Messenger RNA from Tauraco erythrolophus (red-crested turaco), 312 nucleotides. The record is from RefSeq and is a predicted model, not a curated record. NCBI's taxonomy places the organism in Eukaryota, Metazoa, Chordata, Aves, Musophagiformes, Musophagidae.
GCCGUGUUUAUUACUUCAACCACAUCACCAACGCCAGCCAGUGGGAGCGGCCCAGCGGCGGCGGGCGCAACGGCCAGGGGGAGCCCAGUAAGGUCCGGUGCUCCCACCUCCUGGUGAAGCACAACCAGUCGCGGCGACCCUCGUCCUGGCGGCAGGAGCGGAUCACCCGCACCAAGGACGAGGCUCUGGAGCUCAUCAAUGGCUACAUCCAGAAGAUAAAAUCAGGAGAAGAGGAUUUUGAAUCCCUGGCUUCCCAGUUCAGCGACUGCAGCUCGGCGAAAGCGGGGGGCGAUCUGGGAGCGUUCGGAAGAG